AGGAAGCGCAGCAAGAAAAGAGCGCCUUGCUCAAAAGUGGAGACGUUACGUGAAGUAUCCUCCUCGCCACUGUUACAAUGAGUUUCUCCCCUGGUCCGUCUGAUCCCCUUGGAGGUACCAGUAUCCAGGAGCAGAGGGAACGCUGGGACAGAAAGCGCAGUCGGACAGCCAGAGAGUUGGUGCAGACAGAACAACGCUACUGCCGACAGCUGGAGCUGGUCACCACUUACUUCGUGGAGAUCUUGAAGGCCAAAGGAACCCUGAGGCAUGACAUUAGAGAAAGCAUCUUCAGUUCAAUUAAAGCCAUUCAUUCAGUAAACCAAUCUCUUCUGGUCCAUUUGGAGAACGGCUACUUUGGCCCUGGCUUCGACCAGUUCUGUCCACAUCUGCACCACUACAGCACGUAUGCGGACAACAUCUAUAAUGCCAGCAAAGUGCUUGGGAUUCAGCUGAAGAAAAACAAGGCCUUCAGACGUUUUAAGAAACUACAGGAAGCCCGACCAGAAUUCAACAACCAGAAGCUCGAGGACUUGCUUCAACUUCCCAUUCAGCGGAUUGAUCAGUAUAAACAUUUCCUACAGGACCUCGCCGCCAACACAAGUCCAGACAACCCAGAGUUUCAGCAGAUAUCAAGAGCGGUGACUGAAGUGUGUGCGGUGUCCCAGCGAAUCCAAAAGAAUGUCCAGUGCCAUGAGAAUCACCUGCAGCUCUGCCGGGUGCAGAAACUGCUGAAAGGGCGAAAGACGAAGGUGUUGGCUGCAGGGAGGUGGUACAUCCGUGAGGGCUGGCUGAAGAUGGUUCCUCCUAAAGGUGCAGAUGCUAAGCCCAAGAUGUUCUUCCUGUUCUCUGACGUGCUGCUGCAGGCCAAGCGCUGCAGCCCCCUGCAUCCGACCAAUGGAGAAAAGUUUGCCGGCCAGCAUGCCUACCCCCUGCAGGACUGCACUGUGGAGAAGGUGUUUGGCCACACGAGGAGCAAGGGAGGCCUGCUUAGCCUAACCUUCCCCAAAGCCAAACUUCUGCUGAUGUCCAGCAACCAGGAGGAUCUCAAUGACUGGUACCAGAGCCUGAGCUCAGCUGUCAGGAAGCUGCAGUCUCAGACAGUCGUACAUCAGAGAGAUGAGUUGUGCCGGAGACCCCUGCGCUCAGCCGCCAGCAACCACAGCACACCAAGCAGCAGCAGCAACCCCAGCAGAAAGAGAAACAUGGCGAGCACUGAGGCCAGUGAGCGUGCUCAGAAGCCUGCCGCUGAGUGGGAGAGCAGCCCCCCCAAGAGGAUGAAGCAGCGUGAUGCUCCAGAGCAGAGUGCGGAAGCGUCCACUUCCAGUUGUGUGAUCCUCUGAUGGACUUCUUCUUCAGACCCCCUGAAUGGAAUUGACUCUGAGAUGAUAGUGGAUCCUGCGUGGUCCGUCUGAAAGCUUCACCUCUUAAACUCUCAGACAGACCAGACCGACUUCUGUGUUCCAGUUUUGCCAAACAUGACACGCAUGCAACCAUACGUCUGUGCUUCUAACAGCUCCUUUUUUAUUGUGCUUUUUAACACGUGGAGUCAGGAGACGUUCGGAUGAUUACUCACAGCAGCUUCAGCCUCUGCUCGUCCUGUGCAAUACAAACUUUAUCUUGAUCCACCGCUUCAAAGACCAAAUAUCUGCUGAAUGUUACACUGUGACCGAUAUGUUGCUGCUGUUUCUAAUGUUCUAGCACCAGCACUGCAGUACAGGAGUGUACUGAUGAGCUUAUUCUGGAAGUCUGUUCCUGAGUGCUCCUCUCCCCCAGCCUCAGUGUUUGACUGCAUGUACAAGGAGACUUCAGAAGGGAAGAAAAAAGAAUCUGUUUCAUAUAUAUUGAGCUUAUUACAGGUGGACCACAGGUCCCAUUUUUAAAAAGUGCAUGUCAAAGGGGGCAGUCUGACCUUUAGGCCUCAUAGUUUUUUAUUUAAGUAUCCAGUCACAUGACAGGAGCACUCACACCUCGGAUUCUGUCCAAUCAGCUCGUUGAAAAUGGAGCGAUCCUGGAGUUUACCUGCCUUCACUUUCCACUGACUGCAGGAAACAGAAACCUCUGUGCAGUGUUGUUUUCUUCACUUCCUCAACAAGAAAUCAAGCAGUCAUGUUCGAUUGAUGCUAAAUAGAUUUUACUUUAAUUACCAAGUUCAGUUUUGGAAAAGGCAAUUCUUGCAACAUCUACAUAGAAUUUAUGUAUGAAUCUCCACGAUGGCCAACAUCAAAUUACUAAACAUUAUGACUAUAACUACAAGUAUAUAAUAUCAUCAUGUGAAUAAAACAAAAGUCAAAUAUGAAACAUACGCAUCUAAAAUAAGCAAUUAUUACAUCUCAACUAUGAAAUGUCAUUUUUUCAUCUCUUAUUUUCAUUUUUCAUUUUAGUUUUAUUGGAAUUCAGUUUAUUAUAGAAAUAUAUUUAUUUCCAAAUGCCCUUUUCCAAAAGUCUAUUUUCAUUUAAUUAUUGUAUUUUUUUCCCCUAACAGAAAAAUGCUGUUAAGUUAAAAAUAGACAUUAAAAAAAAGUUCAUUUUGAUGGAACAAUAGCUAUAAUAAACUGAAAUUCACAUAAAACCAUGCUAUAGUGCAAUAAUAAUAUGAAAAUCAGAAUGAUCAAAUGACAUUGAGCUCAGUGUUCAUAAGCUGAUUAAUUGUUUCAAGCAUUAUUGGUUCAUUUAUUCAAUGUAAGUUCUCAUUAUAACAUCCCAUAAUUAUGACAGGAAAUGUAUUAGUUCAAAUAUAAUAUGGGCCAUCAUUUCAGGUGACUUCAGUCUAUUUAGGAAUGAUUAUAGCAACAGAAGCAGCUCUGCCAUCAUACAGGAACACACACUGUGAGAUAAGUGCUCAGCGAACACUCCUUAUUACAACACUGCCAGUCACUGUCUGUCUCCAUGACCUGAACACAUCACAGUGCUGCUGACUCGACCAGACACUCAGCAGGUCACAUGACUAUCUCUCUUCUCUGGACUGCUCACACAUGUUCACACUUACACUUUCCAGAAUGUCUGAUUUUAUUGAUUGGCAACAUCAGUUGCUCACAGCUUUUAAAUGUCAGACACUGUGGUGAAUUAUUAUCGUUAUUAUUAUUGAUUGAAUAAGUGCAUUUAAUCAGCUGCACUCUGUUCUAGAAUGACAGUCUGUGUUUAUGUAGAUUCCUGUGAGGUAUCUGCAUCCAGCCAACUGUCUGAUGCGGUUUUUAUUACAUCAUGUCUUUAUCCUACAUUAUAUCCUUUGAUCAUAUCCUUUAUUACCAAAAGAUUCUCUUCUAAUACUGCAGAUAUUUUAUUAACACUAUUUUUGAUUGUUUAAGCUUAGUGUGCAUUUUACAGAUCAUUUAUAUUGUCCUAUUUUACAUCUUUUUUGGAAUAUCUAAGGCUGCUUACAAAUAAUGAGAUGAAGCUGCAAAUAAUGGAAAUUCAACAA
Molecule: messenger RNA, 3418 nt
Organism: Chelmon rostratus (copperband butterflyfish)
Lineage: Eukaryota; Metazoa; Chordata; Actinopteri; Chaetodontiformes; Chaetodontidae
Gene: arhgef39
Product: Rho guanine nucleotide exchange factor (GEF) 39
Exons: 12
Coding region: 78-1340 (420 amino acids)
Biological process (GO): positive regulation of cell migration
Cellular component (GO): plasma membrane
Molecular function (GO): guanyl-nucleotide exchange factor activity
Source: RefSeq, a predicted model, not a curated record